AUGCCGAGCAAGAAGCGCAAGGCGUCAGUGGGCGCAGGCGCAGUUACCGCCCCUCGCAAGACGAAGGUUCCUCGAGCUCCUGAACAAGCGCCACCCCUUGUCGCAUCUACUCGAGUGACGAGACUGAUGAAGCUGGACAGCGUCCGCCAAGCUGUGUUCACCACCGCUGAGCUGCUCGAAAACAUCAUUCUUCUGCUCCCUGUCCGGUCCAUCUACAGUGCCUACCGUGUCUGCAACCAGUGGAAAGCUCUGGUCGAUACCUCGAAAGCGGUGAAAGAGAAACUGUUCUUGCUUCCAUCGACUCCGAAGCAGAAAUGGAAGUUUGAGAAAAAACCGUUCUCCGGCUGGAUGGGAAUCGACUCUAUAAAAGUUUCUUUAGCGUCAGAUGAUAUGGCACUCAGCAAGAUCCUAGCGCCUCUCUACCAAAGAGACUUUCCGAUAGUUCUGGAACCCGUGAAGCUUCAUCCUCUGCUCACGCCCGUCGAUGACUGCGAAUUUAUGAAUCAUCGACUUCUUGGGAACGGGGCAGAGACAGCCAAGCUAAGCGCGGGAAAGAACGGCCGCACCUUAGCAGCUUUCCUGAACACGCCCUCAACAACCCCGGCCGCUCUGUUGAAGUCCAACCCGGUCCUGGACGCCCCAAUCACAGACCCGCCGUGCAAGUUUGUCAAAGUCAAUCAAACAUGGACUGUGAGUUGGAGGCGAGACCAAACAAGAUCCCAGGGUUCUUCAGUUGGUCGAAUCGAACAUGCUAUCGGAUCUGACAUGGGAAUCACACUCAGAGACGUUAUUGCUUCACUGCAUCAACCCGGCAAGUGUUAUGGAUCUAGCAUCCCAUGGGGAUAUAACCAGCCAAGAGCCACUCUCGAAGAGGCGUUGCGAGGAUUCACAGAGUACGAGCUUGUGAGGGUGAAUGAUCAUAUCACAAUUCAUAUGCCUUCUCAAGUUGUUCCGAGUCAAGAAGAGUGGCAGAUGGUGAAAUAG
Cercospora beticola is the source of this 984-nucleotide messenger RNA. RefSeq lists its product as uncharacterized. NCBI's taxonomy places the organism in Eukaryota, Fungi, Ascomycota, Dothideomycetes, Mycosphaerellales, Mycosphaerellaceae. The record is from RefSeq and is a predicted model, not a curated record. Gene Ontology annotation, molecular function: protein binding.